This is a messenger RNA of Agelaius phoeniceus (red-winged blackbird), 2054 nucleotides long. Lineage: Eukaryota; Metazoa; Chordata; Aves; Passeriformes; Icteridae. The record is from RefSeq and is a predicted model, not a curated record.
AAACUCCAGCACCGCCGGGCCCGGAUCAACCAACAGAUCAACAAGGAAAUGAGGAUGAGAGCGGGAGCAGAAAACCUCUUCCGGGCCACCAGCAACCACAAGGUGAAGGAAACGGUGGCUCUGGAGCUGAGCUACGUCAACUCCAACCUUCAGCUCCUGAAGGAAGAGCUGGAAGAGCUCAACAGCAGCAUGGACGUGUAUCAGAAUGAGAGUGAAUCCAUCAGCGUUCCCAUGAUCCCUCUGGGACUCAAGGAGACCAAGGAGCUGGAUUUGCUGGUACCACUCAAGGAUUUCAUCAGUGAACACUAUGGAGAGGAGGGUGUCCUGUAUGAAAAGGAAAUCAAGGAAUUCAUGGAGCUGCGACAGGCCAUGCGCACCCCGAGCCGCAACGAGGCCGGAUUGGAGCUCCUGAUGGAAUAUUACAACCAGCUCUACUUCCUUGACAGCCGGUUCUUCCCUCCCACCAAAACCCUGGGCGUCUUCUUCCACUGGUACGACUCCCUGACGGGGGUCCCAUCCCACCAGAGGGCCCUGGCCUUCGAGAAGGGAAGUGUCCUCUUCAACCUCGGAGCGCUGCACACCCAGAUCGGAGCGCGGCAGGACCGCGCCUCCCUGCCCGGCCUCAACCAGGCAAUCGAUGCCUUCCAGAAGGCAGCUGGUGCCUUUAACUACUUGAAGGAGAACUUCUCCAAUGCUCCCAGCCUGGACAUGAGUUCAGCCUCCCUGACCAUGCUGGUGAGGCUGAUGGUGGCCCAGGUCCAGGAGUGUGUCUUUGAGAAGAUGACCUUGCUGCGUGCCCAGAACGACUUCCUGUCCCGCCUGCAUCUGGCUCAGGAGGCAGCAAGGGUGGAAGAUGUUUAUUCCCUGGUGCACCAGACCAUGAGCCAGCCCCACGUCAAGGACUACGUUCCCUUCUCCUGGACCACCAUGGUCCAAGUCAAGUCGGAGCAUUUCAAAGCCCUCUCCCAUUAUUUUGCUGCCAUCGCCCUCUGCGACUGCCCCGCUCCCUCGGAUGCCGAGCUGCUGGAACAGGAGAAGGCUUUCCUGCAAUUCCAUGUCACCAUGCCAGAGGGGCCAUCGCUUCGUGUCCUGCUGCAGGAUCCCGAGGAGAGGAGGAAGCUGGGCAAAGCUCACCUCAAAAAAGCCAUCAUGAAGCACGAGGAGGCCAUGAGGAUCCAUGGAUUGUGCAAGAUCCUAAGGAAGAUGGAUAUCCUGCAGGAGGUCCUGUCCUUCGCCCACAAACGCUCCCUGAGCAAAUAUUCCGAGAUCGACCACGAGGAGGAUUUCUUUGAGACGGGAGAAGCUCCGGACAUCCAUCCCAAAACGCACCAGAAACCCGAAAUCAAAUCCCCCAACUUCUCCCAGGUGAAGGUGACCGACCUCUUCCACAGGCUGGGCCCCCUCUCCGUGUUCUCAGCCAAGAACAAGUGGUAUCCAGCUCGGAGAGUCCACCUGAUGAGAGGAGAGAACGGCUUUGGAUUCACCUUGCGAGGAGACUCCCCCGUCCUCAUUGCUGGGGUCAUCCCAGGGGGCUGCGCUGCUGAAGCUGGGCUGAAGGAGGGGGACUACAUCAUCUCAGUGAAUGGCAAGGACUGCAAGUGGUCCAAGCACGCCGAGGUCGUCCAGCUCCUGAAGAGCACCGGGAAGGAGGGGGUGGACAUUGGAGUCAUCACCCUGCAGGGCUCGGAAUGCCCCAGAGCCGUGGACAGGAAGGCAGCAGUGAUGUCCUCGGGAUCUGGGAUGCUGAAGAGCAACAAGGAGAACAGCAGGAAGAGCCUGAUGAACAGCAAGAGCGCCAGCACGCUGCUGGUGUGGAGCAAGAAGAGCAAGAGGAGCAAGAAGAGCACCUACAGUGGUGUCCCCUUCACCGCCGUGGGGGACAACGAGGCCAUGUACUGACCAUGCUCCACGGUGGCCCCUGAGCUCCAGGACUGGCUGCCCGGGAAGUUUCCCAAGCCUGGCUGGGCUGUGAGGACUCCCAGACCCGGGAAUGCGCCGCUGGUCGGAUCCGCGCCGAGAGGUGAGCGAGGCACCUCCACCUCCCAACUCCUGUG